CGCUCGGCCCGCCUCCCAUCUCCGCCCGAAGCUGGCGAGCAAAGCCGCGCCAGCAAUCGCGCCACGCUUCCUCGUCCUGCCCGGCUGUCCCGGGGGCUCCCGCGACUGCCAGCCAGACCCCGCGACGCGCGUCACUCCGGCCCGGAACCAGCGCGGGGCGUCGUGGGGAUGCGGGCGCGCGCCGCGUCGCGGGGGACAAAGUGGGAACGCGGCGGUGGCGGCGGUGGCGGCGGACACAGGCUGUAGAGCAAGAGAGGCGCUGGCCGCUCCCACCCAGCCACCCCACGCGCAACUUUCUUCGCCCGUGGAGAAGUGCCGAGCCCGGAGCUCGGCCAGCCGGAAAGUCGCUGCAGCUGGGGCGCAGCUGGAGCCGCCUGCCUGCCUGCCUGCCUGCCUGCCUGCCUGCCCGCCCGCCCCGGAGCGAGGGACCAGCCGGCGCCGGGCUUGCCCGAAAGCAGCCGCGCCGGACGGGACGGCGCGCGGUGGAGGAGCUGCGCCCGCUUCGCCCUGCAGAUUCUGCAAACGAGGCACAUUUUGUGACCAUGGAGGCCUGACAUUUGGACCUGGGUGUUACCAUCAGAAGUAUGGAACUUAUUGAUCAUUGCCAACAUGAUUGCUCUACCCCAGUUCCAAAUGGAUAUGGAACCAAGACUUUUCAAGCCAACCGAAAGGAAACAUGCACCGCACAGAAGUGUCCCAAUCCAAGUGCCCCCGGUGAUCCUGGCCAAGAGGAUAUGGGCAAGAAUAAGAAGAAGGCCAGGGCCAGUUGGAUUUGGAAUUUUGUUGGCCGCAAGAAAGGACCCUCCAUGAAUCCCAAACGGCCCCAAUCCAUGAUAUUCCUUGGAGAUCACGUGGAGGUCACGGAGCAGAAUCGUAAGAUGUCUUUCAUGGAAAGGGUAAGAUCCUAUAAGAAGCUACGAUCUUCUGGUCUAUCCAGAAAUACAUCCAAAGCAAAGGCCAUCAUCAUCUCAGUGGAAACUCAAGAAGAUCUUGAACAAAAAGCGCUCCAUAGGAUUAGGAAGCUCAGUGACGGCCAACGGCCUUACCGUCACUCCUAUGCUGGCUUCAUUGAGGACUUGGAUUCUUCAUUUGAGGAUAUUGAACUAAAUAGCUGCAUGCUGGAUAUUGAACCCAGUGAGAGCAAAUGGCACAGGGGGGUGGAACUGGGAGUCAGUAGUAGCAAUGCUGAUGAUUAUUGUUAUAACAUGUUGGCUCAGAAAAAUGUGGCCCUCGAGUCUGAAAAAACUCCAGAGUCUAGGGAUGCUGAAGGACAUUUUCAAACAAGAGAUGCUCCGGUAGCUCCUGAGACUAAGAAAGGAAGAAGUUCUGAGGUCUGGGGAUAUCUAAAAGGGGUUUCAUUGACAGGCAAGGACUGUUCCAAGUUGGAGAACCCUACUGCAGAACCUGAUCUUCAGAGUUGGAAAAAUGCAAUGGAAAGUCCUCCUUCUUAUCUUGCUUUUGCGGCAGGAUGCAAAGGCAGCGUUGGCCAGCCUAAAAAGCCUGGCCAUGGAGGAAAGGGAAGUCAUUUUGGUGGUGUCCUUAGGUUUUUUAACAGCGUGGCUGGGGUGGCUAGGAAAUGGCGGGGAUCUUCCAAGACAUUUUCUCAGGAAGAACCACAGCAAAUCUCCAACUGUGCACGGCAAAGGCUGGAACGAUCUCAUCGAAGGCAGCCUUUGAUCAUUGUCAAUGAUAAUGUUAAUAGUUUCUCAUUAACUGGACUGUCACCCGAUUCUGAGAUGUGGGAUCGCCCUAGUUCCAAAACCUCAGCUGGUCAAGCUCCAGCCCAAGGAGAUACCAAUGCUGAGAUGUCUCAUGAAGUCUUGAAGGAUCCUAGCAAUGAAAAACCUUGUCCACCUCCUUGGAAAAGUAUUCCCCACUCAGAAUGUCCAAGUAAUUGCCUGGUUCUCAAUGGACAUGGCUUAGAUACGGAACUGCUACAGACCCAGAAGAUCCCUCCUAACAAAUUAAGUGAGGAGGGCCCAGGUUCUGCUCCAGGAGAUCCCUGGAUUUUGCCUCCUUGGGAGCAGGAGGCUACCCGGUACUCCGUUGCGGUUUCAGCAGAUUCCCAGAGCUUGGAUACAGAGGAGUUAAAGUCUCAAGAUCUGACAAAGGCCGAGAUGGACAUUGCAGGCCUGGAAAAGGAUUCUUCUUUGAACUGUGAGGAAUGGUGUGACAGUGAAAUGGACAUCAAAGUUGUGUGCACUUCUGCCGAGGAUUUUAAUGCCUUCACAAGUGUAGCAGACACUCCAGAUUUGGGGGAGGGAUUAAUAGAUAACCAGAUGCCCAAGAGGGCUCUAGGAGAAGACCAUCACUUUGCCAAUGUGCAAGGAGAUAAUCCGGGGUGUUCAAGGACUCUGCCAAGUGUUGGUGUUUCAGCAGGUCCCUCUGCAGAAACUCGGAGUUUAGGAAGUAUUUUGGAGGAUGUUCGCAACCCCUGCACCCCCCUAGCCUGCUCAUGCCAUAGUCAGCAGGUCCUAGAUCCAGAACGUUCCUCUCUUAGAGCGAAUGGGAGCACCUUUCUGCUACGGCAGCCGUGGAAAUCCCGAGAAUCCGAACCUUUUAAGUGUGGGAAUGUUUAUUACCCUAUCCAGAUGAGCUUAUGUACAAUUGUCUCCUUCAAUGAGUUAAACAAUGGAAAGGCACGGUCUCACCCUCUCCGCCCGUCUCCAGCGUCUCCUCCUCCGUUCAAACUUUUUUUGGACCGAUGUCAUUCCCUCCCACUCUCUAAGAGUACCCCGAUGGGGCUGGAUCAGCUGGAAUGGAAACAGAAGCUCUUGGUCAGCUCUGGGGCUGAACGUGACCUGGGGUCGCAAACAUUGGAGAUGCGUCGAGACACUAAGAACGGCCGAAGUAGAUGGAGACCUUUACAGCCCGGAGCAGAGCAACGGCUACUCAGCAAAGUAAGUCAUCCUUCCUUUGUUUUUCUAACUGCCUCUGCUCCGACAUAAGAGCUGUGUAAGAUCUAUCUCUAUUGGAGGUUCGUCAGCUUUUGUAUUACAGUUUUAGCCAUUAGAUUAAGAUAUGUCACGGCAAAGCAAAAAAAAAAAAAAAAAAAA
This is a messenger RNA of Crotalus tigris (Tiger rattlesnake), 3056 nucleotides long. RefSeq lists its product as uncharacterized. The transcript has 4 exons. The record is from RefSeq and is a predicted model, not a curated record. NCBI's taxonomy places the organism in Eukaryota, Metazoa, Chordata, Lepidosauria, Squamata, Viperidae. The coding region runs from base 585 to 2948 and encodes 787 amino acids.